Gigantopelta aegis is the source of this 3026-nucleotide messenger RNA. RefSeq lists its product as uncharacterized. The transcript has 17 exons. The coding region runs from base 203 to 2176 and encodes 657 amino acids. The record is from RefSeq and is a predicted model, not a curated record. NCBI's taxonomy places the organism in Eukaryota, Metazoa, Mollusca, Gastropoda, Neomphalida, Peltospiridae.
AUUUACAUCCAUAAUUUAAAGCAAUACAUUUUUUCAGUGGGUUUCAUUAAGAUUUUUUUUAUUAUCUUGUUUUGCCAAGAAUCUGUACAGAUUGGUCUGCCUUCAGGUUCAACAGAUUUUAACCCAGCCCACUCUUUUUUUUGUGUGUUUCUUUUAACUUUUAAAUCUUGUCAGUGGGAUAAGUUUACAUUUUCCGACAGUGAUGGCUUCCGAUUCUGCGUUGGGUUGCAGUAUGACUGUUUAUCAACCCCCACAUCACUGCAGGCCCACCAUUGGCAAGUUCAUCAAAAAGAAAGUCUUUUCUCAGGACAACAAGCCUAUUUACAAGUGUAGGAAGGUGUGGCGUGAGGAUGGCGGGAGGGUGGAAGAGUGGCGACACGCGAACCUGUGGCAGGAACUGUACACUCGGCACCAAGACAACCUGUCUAGAGGCUUCUUCACGCCGUUCGCCCACCAGUACCGGGCCACCGGAGAGGUCAUCCUCGACACCAAGGAGCUCCUCUUUCAGACACUCGAGAACUCCAUGGUCACAAAGAAAUAUCAGAUACAUUCGUUCAUACCAGAAAGUGAGCAAGAAGCUGUGCCUCCUGUUGAAGAACCUUCAAAGUUUCCUGAGUUAAUUGACAUUGCUGACAACGAUGAACGUUCCGAUGGGGGAAUGGAGAAAAUACAGCAGGCCAUCAAGAGAUCAAGGAACAGGAUUCGCGACGUGAAGGCUGGCAAAAUCUACGACAGUACGUUCUUUGAAGAGAAGAAACCAGUGGAGGAGCUUGAGCCGACAAUGGUGCUGAUUUCACUGUCUGACCUGGACCUGUUGUGCACCAUACACACUCAGCUGGAGCCCCUGGAACAGGGAGAGGCGGCAGUAGAGAUGGCGGGGGCCUCUUCAUCCAAAGAGUCAGUCUCCAGCCAAGAACAGAGUGAAGAGAAUGCUUCGGAUGAGACGUCACCAGAUGAAGCAAAUCUCACAGUUCAAUUUGAUGAGACGGAUCUGGCCAUCCCGACAUUGAAGCAGUUUGACCCUGCUUUUGAAACUUUAGCAAUGAAAGAACGAUUAAAACGAGACCAGAUGCACUUUCUACAGUGUAUAUACGACAUCAUAAUUCUCUUGAGAAAUAUUAACAAUAGACAUCUCAGAAAUAAGAAACCCAUUCCCCGCAGGAUACUGAGAGAACUGAAAAAGACUUACAUGUCUCGUCACACUCAAAUUCGUUUUUCUAAGAUGCAGUCCCAGCGGUUAUCUGGUGGAGACCCGUCAUCAUCGUCCACCCUGGACAACUCGCGGCGCGACAAUGCACGCCCCUCGGUCUUCUGUGGACCCCCCAAGUGCAGGCGAUCCAUUCACUUCAUCGGUGCAGGAAGCAAAGAAAAACAGUCUCAUAAGUCAUGUUCAGCUGAUCAGCCCGUUAAGAUAGAAACCUGGGAUGACUUGGUGUCUACAUCCGUGCAGUCUGAUCUCACCGUUGGACAGUCACAAACCCAGAUACAGUACUCGACUUUGAGAGCAAUGGCAAGAGGGAGUAUGCAUCGAAAUAUCUCAGAAUCACCUGAGGAAAAAGGUUUGCCUAUCUGGUUGAAAAUAGCCAGUGAAAAAUCCACAAGUGUCGUCGACAAAGGAAAACCCAAACCAGACAAUAGGAUAAGAAUAGUUGAGAAUGCUCAAAUUAACUUCAACAAAAUUAAGCAGAACGAAGCGAGAGAAGUUGAAAAUGAACUGUCAAGCCUGGAAAGAGAGAGGUUUAUGAAGUUCAAGGUCAAGCUGCAAUGCUUCGAUUACCUCCACUCUGGAGAACUCCUUGCACAGCGGCAACAGAAAAUGGAAGAAGAAGCUAAUUUCAUCACCUCGUGUCCAGAUGCGGAAAUUCCACCUUCAAAAUGGUUUGAGGAACUGAAGGAGCGCACCCUCGCAAUUGUUGGCAAAGAUGACAGUGAAGUUAAUGCACAGCUUGCUAAAGUCGGAGGUUACUCUGCGAUGUCACCCAAAACUGUCAACUACUGCAAGGCUAAACUUUGUCUUCUGGUGAUGUCACUUCCUGCUUAUGAAUUACUGUGUAUCUCAAUGCAAUUAGCUCUCAAAUUUGUGUUGGAAAAGAUACUGCUGGGUGAAGCGAAACAGUUAGUGCAGUGGAUAAUGUUACGUAAACUCCCAUUUGUUAUCAUACAGCACCAUUUGUAAUCGUAAACGGGUUUUUUGAAGACGGGUUUUAAGGUUUAUGUGAUGUCAUAAUUAUAACUUAAACAUGUGUAAUGUUUACUCGUUUCAAUACCAGAUCAAUGCCUUAAAUAUUUGUAAACCAAUAUUGAAUUGUGCCCCUCCCAGAACUGUUUUUUAUGUUCAACACUUAAUACUUCCCGACAUUUACAGUAGGAGCUUAUAUUUUAUAACUAUUAGAAAUCCUAUUCGACUAGAACUAUUUGAUUAUGUAAUGAAUAUUUUAGGUAAAUCUUCACCCCAACCCAUUCCAGAAAACACCUGUGCAUCAUGCCAAGGGCUAUGGGUUCAAAUCCCAGCUUAGAUUGUUAAUUUGUGUAAAACAUAAUGUAUGGGUGUGGGAAGAAAUCUUUCCAUAUUUAAUAGCAGUGAUUAUUCCACAGUACACAUGUAUGCGUCUAGCAUUUAAUACUUAAUGUUGCAUUAGAAUUGUGCCUUACUUGUGUCUAAUAUUUAAUACUUCAUGUACUAUUAGAAUUGGGCCUUACUUGUGUCUAAUAUUUAAUGUUCUUCCUUAGAGAAUUUAAGAUUUCAUUGCAUGCUAGAACUGCCUUAUGUACAUGCAUCUCAUAUUUGAUAUUUUAUUUCAGGUAAUUAUCAUCACACAUUUUGUGAUACCAUGUGCUUUCUAUCAAAAUUUACAUCUACAGUCCUGUUAUACUACAUGCUGACAUUGCUUUUGACCAUGAAAUUUUAAUGCAUAAUAGUAUUGAAUUUUAUUUUUUCAAAUAUGAAUAAACAUUAUACAUUUAAUAAUAUGCAAAUAACUGAUUUAUUCUAUAAACUGAUAUACAAUAAAGUGGAUUCGACUGUA